AUAGAAGAUCGAAGCAGGCUCGGGUUGGCAACUGGCGACCGGAGAAGUAUGGGAGACAGGCAGAGCCGACGCACCGACUUCCCGACACCCGAUCCCCAGUCCGCGGACGGUGUCAUCACGCCGAACGUGGUGGUGCACCACACGAGCACCUCUUCCGAUACGCCUAGCGUCGCCAUCAUGGUCCCAGACGACGGGAGCCGAUUCAGCACGGGAUGGUUGCCUCCCCCGCUGACGCCCGACGUCGAGGCGUCCGUGUCGCGCGGUGUACUGCAGCUGGGCAUCGACCUGCUGCGGGAGCUGCGGCGCUCCGAACCUGGCGAGCCCAACGUGGUCCUGUCCCCGUACGCGGCCGCGAGCGCGCUCGAAGAGCUCCUGGUCGGAUCCCGUGGAAUGACGGCCGCCCAGAUUUCAGCGGCGCUGUACAUCCCGCCAGGACAGAGGGUGAGCUACUACUUCGAGAACUGUGACCGCGAAAUGCCGAACCGGCGUCGAAGCGACAUAACGCGACGCUUUGACAUGGGCUACCUGAACAACGUGCACCACGAACAGACAUUGGCCACCAUCGACCCGGACACGCAGGCGAGCGAGGUUCUGCGUCUGGAGCGCUUCAGUUGGGACUUCGCCAAGGCUCCCGAGGAGAGUCGCCAGGGGAUCGACCACUACGCUCGCCUCUACUCGAACGCCUUCGAGGCCGCCGAGAUUCUGCCCCAGGGCUGCAUCACGCCGUCCUCUUUGGUGUGCAUGGUGAGCGUGGUGGAGUUCCGAGGCUCGUGGAAGCAGGCGUUCGACGACCGCACCGCAACGCGAGAAACAUUCUACGAGUCGGACGGCAGCUUCACGCCCGUAGUGAUGGUGCACCAGACGGGGCGAUUUCGGCUCGCCAAGUGCACCGACCUGCGUGCCACGGCGAUCGAGCUGCCGUACGAACUACCCGGGAAUCGCCAGGGAACCGAGCCGAGCCGAUCCAGCGUAAGCACGCCCAGAAGCGGUAUUGUCACGCCAGCCUGUGUGGAUGCAUACGUGGGCCCGGAGUUCUCACUGGUGGUGCUUCUGCCUGAGGAGAAGAACGGCCUUGAGCUGUUGGAAUCAAAGCUGAGUGCGUUUACUGCAAUGACCUGCUUUGACCACCUCAGAGCCGAGAAAGAAGUUAGAGUGAGCCUGCCACUCUUCAAGGUCAAACAGGUGACAGAUAUGAUACCGUUACUCGGCGCUAUCGGCGUCCGUCACGUGUUCACAGAGGACGCCGAGCUGUGGGGAUCAACGACAGGCGAGAAGCGGGUGACGCUGAUGCAGCAUGCAGCCGCUUUCGAGACGGCCCAGACCGGAGGCCGGCCCCUGCAACGCACCAAACCUGCGGGUCUCCUGCGCGGACUGGUGCACGGCUUCCGCACCUUGGUGAAGGUCCCGCGCCAGCGCGCACAGUUCACCGUCGACCGCCCCUUCGCGUUCUUUGUAACGUGCGCCCGCCCGCACGCACUCAUGCUGCUGGGUUCCGUGCGUCGCAUCUCCUCAUGACGUCACGAAGAAUUGAACUGCCCUUUUGCUCGCAGCCUGAUUGUCAUGGACGCAUCAAUUCGCUCGUUUAUGCUGAACGUAAUUACGCAUGGCGAACUUUCCAGGUAAACUAGAGGCUUCGCCUUGAUGCUA
Messenger RNA from Dermacentor albipictus, 1647 nucleotides. RefSeq names its product ipis-1-like. Gene Ontology annotation, molecular function: serine-type endopeptidase inhibitor activity. The record is from RefSeq and is a predicted model, not a curated record. Lineage: Eukaryota; Metazoa; Arthropoda; Arachnida; Ixodida; Ixodidae.